AUGUGCAUGUACAGGUGGUGCAGGUUCCGAAGACGCGAAACAGCAUGGAGAAAGUUUAAAAGGUCCAAAACAAGAUCUCAGGCAUGGGAGCGUGGGCUGGUAUGGGAUCGUUUUUGUUGGUCGGUUGCUCAGGUUGCACUCAAUGCCAUGUCGCAGGAGUUCAGAAGCUCGUAUGCGGAUGCAGCCCCCUACUUCAAUCAGCCAGAAGUGGCUUUGGCGUUGGUUCUUUGCUCGGCGGUUCGAUGGCCUGCAGAAGGCCGCCAGCUUGUGCCCGGAACCUCACUGAGGUGGUCAGACAUCUCAGGGCCGGAGCAGCAUUUCCAAACAACAAGUCUGUACUGGUUCCACGGCUGUGGUGGUGUGAGGAUACCAAUAUCAAAGACGCCAUCCGAAACGAUUUGA
Effrenium voratum is the source of this 402-nucleotide messenger RNA. The record is from the annotation of a GenBank genome assembly. Lineage: Eukaryota; Dinophyceae; Suessiales; Symbiodiniaceae.